Fomitopsis serialis is the source of this 180-nucleotide messenger RNA. RefSeq lists its product as uncharacterized. The annotation marks the transcript as partial. The record is from RefSeq and is a predicted model, not a curated record. Lineage: Eukaryota; Fungi; Basidiomycota; Agaricomycetes; Polyporales; Fomitopsidaceae. The transcript has a single exon.
CUAUUGCACAUUGCGCCGAGCAUGCGGGCCACCGGUCCUGUCUGGGCAAGCUGGGAGUUUCCGAUUGAGAGGUUUUGCGGCACUCUACUCCCAGCCGUCAAGAGUCGUCACUUUCCAUAUGCGAGUUUGAGCAACUAUGCCACCGAGGUCGCUGAGUUGAAACAGAUUGCGCUCAUCUAC